AUGAAAGUAGUUUUUGCUUUUUUAAUAUUUUCGGCCGCCAUAUUCGCCAAAGCGAAUGCCAUUGACCAAGUGCUUGGUGUAAUUACGCCAACUGAUUCAAUAUUGGCCAUGACUACAGUGCAAAGACGCUUUCGUUUGGGCCAAGUGGUGACGGCUACAUAUACAUUUACGGGUGCCUCUACAACAGCUAGGGUCGUGGGCAUCAGAAUAAGUGACAGAAAGCGUGCAAGAAAAAGCCCUGCAAUUACAAUAACAAGCGGUGCACUAAAUUCAGCCACUAUCACCCUUACAUUAACGUCUCAACGCAACUUUGGUAUCAACAGCAAUAUUACUGUCUAUGGCACGCCAUAAUUUUUU
Molecule: messenger RNA, 357 nt
Organism: Bactrocera tryoni
Lineage: Eukaryota; Metazoa; Arthropoda; Insecta; Diptera; Tephritidae
Exons: 2
Coding region: 1-351 (116 amino acids)
Source: RefSeq, a predicted model, not a curated record